Messenger RNA from Schistosoma intercalatum, 273 nucleotides. NCBI's taxonomy places the organism in Eukaryota, Metazoa, Platyhelminthes, Trematoda, Strigeidida, Schistosomatidae. The record is from the annotation of a GenBank genome assembly.
AUGAAUAGAUCCGUUUGGACUGUUAUAACAUGUACAAUGUUAUUAGUUAUUAUAUGUAAUUUUAAUACAAUGAAAGCUGCUCCAGCUAAUAAUGCUAAAAACGCGCCCCCCAGUCCUACUAAAGCUCCAGCACCUCCUGCUGCUAAAGCUCCAGCAACUGCUACUAAGAGACCACAUGAUGAACGUGGUGUGAUGGCUGCAGCGACUGCUCCUAUCAUACUUGGACUUGUUGGGCAAGUGGUUGGUUAUAUAAUGCAGUACAUAGCUAGUUAA